Messenger RNA from Cricetulus griseus (Chinese hamster), 417 nucleotides. The record is from RefSeq and is a predicted model, not a curated record. Lineage: Eukaryota; Metazoa; Chordata; Mammalia; Rodentia; Cricetidae.
AUGUUCCAGUAUGACUCUGCCCAUGGCAAGUUCAACGGCACAGUCAAGGCCGAGAACAGGAAGCUUGUCAUCAAUGGGAGGCUGUCAUCACCUUCUUCCUGGAGUGAGAUCGUACCAACAUCAAACCGGACAGAGGUGGAGGAAACCCUCAAGAGGAUUCAGAGCCACAAAGGGGUCAUUGGAACGAUGGUGGUCAAUGCAGAAGGCAUUCCAAUCCGAACAACCCUGGACAACUCCACAACAGUUCAAUAUGCAGGUCUUCUCCACCAGCUGACCAUGAAGUCCAAGAGCACAGUCCGGGACAUUGACCCCCAGAAUGACCUGACUUUCCUCCGGAUCAGAUCGAAGAAGCACGAAAUCAUGGUAGCCCCAGAUAAAGAAUAUCUUCUGAUUGUCAUCCAGAACCCGUGUGAGUAG